AUGGUUAUAAUCUUUUGUUAUACUGAAUCGAUAAUGUAGUGUAUGAUAGAAAAAUGAUAAAGAAAUUAUUUGAUUUCCAAAUUCUCGUGACCAAAAAGUACAUUGAAUAAGAAAUCUAUACUAUAAUUUGUCUGUGCUAUUACUACCCUUUAGAAUCUCAUUUAAAUAUGUAUUAAAUUAUGCUCUACAAUUUUUACCUAUAUAUUUAUGUACUAUAUAUAAUAUUACAAAUAUUUAAAAAUAUAGUGAAACAUUUUAAUUAUAAAUAAUAUACUUUAUCAUUGAUUAACUUUUAAUGUGUUAAUGACUGUAUUAUUUUAUUAAUUUUAUAGUAUCUCAAAUAUAAAAAACAAUAUAUACAUUUUGUAAUAUUAAUAAUAUUUCAAUAAACCAAAGAAAUGAUAUAAAAAUAAUACAAAAGAAAUGAUAUAGAAUCUGGUGGUGACCUCCCGUGGUAGAUAGAAUAUUCGCAAUUGAAGACUUUUGUGAUUACCGCUAAUUACAAUGAAGAUGCGGUCAUAUUAGUAAAUGUUAUUUGAUCUAUUCAGUCUUAUGAUCGAACGCAAAGUGCAAAGUUACCCUGAUGCUUCUGCGUGUUGCUCUGUUGUGUGACGUCGAAUUGUCUUUUAAUAGUCAGCCCCUGUGACCGGUUUUUCCGUCGUUAACGAGACACCGAGACGCGCCCUCGUCCGACCUUGAAACCUAUAAUCGUUCAUAGCGUUCGAUGUUUGAAAUAUUAUCUGGAAAACUGUUAAUUGUGCUCUACAGAUUUGAAUCUUUUUUGUUUUCUUCGGCGCCUCGUUAACGCAAAGCAACAGUGAAAUGGCGAAAAAGACAUACGAUCUGUUGUUCAAGUUAUUGCUAAUUGGUGAUUCCGGAGUUGGCAAAACUUGUAUAUUGUUUAGAUUUUCUGAUGAUGCUUUUUCUACAACAUUUAUUUCUACCAUAGGUAUUGAUUUUAAAAUCAAGACAGUGGAAUUAAGAGGAAAGAAAAUCAAGUUACAAAUAUGGGAUACAGCUGGUCAAGAAAGAUUUCAUACUAUUACUACCUCAUAUUACAGAGGUGCAAUGGGUAUUAUGCUUGUUUAUGAUAUUACUAAUGAAAAAACGUUUGAAAAUAUUGUUAAAUGGUUAAGAAAUAUUGAUGAACAUGCAAACGAAGAUGUGGAAAAAAUGAUAUUGGGAAACAAAAGUGAUAUGGAAGACAAACGUGUUGUUAGCACAGAAAGAGGAGAGGCGAUAGCAAGAGAGCAUGGAAUUAGAUUUAUGGAAACAUCUGCAAAAGCAAAUAUUAAUAUUGAUCGUGCAUUUAGUGAAUUAGCUGAAGCAAUAUUGGAAAAAACUCAUGGAAAAGAACCACAAGAUGCUCCUGAUAGAGUAACAGUUGACCGAAGGGUGGAAAGAAAUUCUAAUCGGUGCUGCUAAUCUUAUAUUAUUUAUUUUAAUGGCGCAUAAUAUAAUAUAUAUCAGCUCGUGCCACUCAAAAUAGAUUUGUGGAUAGAUUUAGAGCAUAAUUUAAAGCAUAAUAGUAUAAUUAAACUCUUCACAACACUGCCUAAUUCAAAUUCGAUUGAAGUUAUUUGAUGAAAUUUCUAAUAAAAAUAUAUCUAAAUUUAAUUCAAAAUAUAAAACAAAAAAGAUAAUUCUAAUUUGAAAGUGAAGUUUUUUAAUUAUACCUGGAUUUUUUUUAAAAGGGUGGGUUAUAAAUGCUGUUUGUCACAUAUAUGAUUGUACUUAUAAAUGUGUCUAUUGCAUGUAUACCAAGCAUUAAAGCUCUAUCAUAACUUUUAUAAUGAAAAAAAAAUCAAUAUAUAUUUCUGAUGGAGCUUUAUUUUCCAUGUAAAAUUCCAUGCAUUGUUCCACGAACAAAGUCAACUAGGAAUUUGUUUGUUAUGAGGCUGCAAUUUGUUACCAUAAUGAGAAAAGUGAGAAUGAAUGUGGACGUCUUUUGAUCUUAAAAAAACUUAAGUGAAUAUUGAAUGCUUUUUCAUACGGUCAUUAUAUGCACUAUAUAUGCUUAUUUACAUCUUAUGUUGAAAUUUGAAAGCUUAAAAAUCAAGAGCUUUUAUCCUAUUUGUGUAAGACUAAUUUACUACAAAUAUAAAUAUUCACGAUUUCGAAAUAAA
Molecule: messenger RNA, 2126 nt
Organism: Apis cerana (Asiatic honeybee)
Lineage: Eukaryota; Metazoa; Arthropoda; Insecta; Hymenoptera; Apidae
Gene: Rab10
Product: RAS oncogene family member Rab10
Molecular function (GO): GTPase activity; GTP binding
Source: RefSeq, a predicted model, not a curated record